AUGACAUUGGUGUUUUAUUCAUUCUCUGUUCAAAACACUUUUCUAAUUAUUUAUCUCGCCGGUUUGUUUCUAGAUGAAAACCGAGCUUUUUUGUUUUUUGAAUACUAUUUUUUCAGAAUCUUGGGAAAUUGCCAAGAAAACUGAAAAAAUGGACAACCAUCGAACCGCAAAUGAAUCGACUGGUUCUUCGGUACAGAAUCAGGCUGAUAGAAACUCGAAAUUUGUAACAAAUGGAGAAUUUUUGUAUAUGAAUAAAUAUAUGGACGACGUUUUGGACCAAAAUGGUGAAACUGGUGGACUUUAUCAUAUGGAAAUGAGAAUAAAAGAGGAUUUUCCCACAAUUUCCGCCAGAACUCUGGCAUUGUGCGUUGAUUCAAUGGCUAGAAAAUGUUUAUCCUAUGUAGAUGGUAACAAGUUUUUCACACCGAUGGAUUUUACGUGAGUUGGGUUAGAUUUUGGUGUUUUCAUCAAAGUUCUCUUAGUUCUAUUUCAAAAAUUGAUAAAAAUAUUUUUUCAAAGCAAAAUUUGAUAUAAAGCUUGGAAAUCUAGCCAAAUUUUUUACAAAGUAAUUGGCAUUAAUCUUCGAAAACAAAAUCAUGUAUUUUCAGUUGAAAACAAUUCAAACUUAAUUUCCUAUUUUUUUCAGAUUCAUUCAUCCCAGCCUCCCUGGCGGUCAAAAAAUGUUUGCCAACACAACGUAUACUAUGGUGCUCACAAGUUUUAUCAGCCAUGAAUUGUCAAUGCUGAAAGAAUCGAUUCCCGAUUUUCAAUUCGAUCACUCCUUGAAAGUUCGCGUCUAUUGUGCAUCACUUUAUAAGGUCUGUUGUUUUUGUCUGAAAAUCGAUGGUGACUUUGAAAUAGUAAAUCUUCUGAAGUUAUUUACUAUUCAAAAACUUUCCUUUUUGAAAAAUCUUCAAACAAAAAUCAAAUGAUAAUUAUUUGCAGAGAUAUGUUAUUGGAGAUCAAAACACAAUGCUGAAAGCAAUUGCAAUAGCAUUUCACAAUUAUUCGGCAAAAACUCGCAACACGGUCAUGGAUGAGGAUCAACAAGAAGCAGCAGUUAUGAAUUUGAAAGACACCUUCAAAAUUCAAGAGACACAUUCAUUGUCAAAAAUUUCCAAACUCAUGGACUUCCAAUUUUUUGUUUUUAAAAAAAAUGGAGAGAAAUGGAUAUACAACCAAGGAAAAUCAAAAACACUCAUGCUCAUUGAAGUGGAUGGAAUUUUCGAUGUUCACUUCUGA
Molecule: messenger RNA, 1242 nt
Organism: Caenorhabditis angaria
Lineage: Eukaryota; Metazoa; Nematoda; Chromadorea; Rhabditida; Rhabditidae
Source: the annotation of a GenBank genome assembly